UAACAUGUACCGACGGUGCAACGAAUCAACCCCGAGGCUCAAAAAAUACAUAUCCUCCUUUUCGAAGACGACGAUCUGAGUGUAGUUGCAAGUAGUUCAGCUCUCUAAUAAUGGAGGAGAAACGGAAGGACGCCGGAACUCCACCACCGGCGGCUGCCGACACGCCGACGAAAGCGGCUGAUGUUACGUCUGCCGAGGCACCUACGUCUCGUCGGAGAGGCGGCGGCCAGAAACGAAAAGCAAGCGCCAUUGGAAGCGGCGGCGCCGGUUCGACUCCUCCGUCAACUUCGUCGAAGCGUCAGGCGCGUGACAAGCAGUCAUCAGUACCUUUUCCACCGAUCCACAACGGUCCCCUCACGAGAGCUGCACGCCAGCAGCCAAACAACGCCCCCGCCCCCGCCCCCGCCGCAGCUGCUUCUCCGUCUGGUUCUGGUGUCAAGAGUGAAUCGGAGGUGCUGCCAACGGCUGUGGCCGGCGGAGAAGAGGCGUUGAAGGUUGAGCGAGAGUUAAAUGAAGCUAAGGAGGAUUUGGAGGCAUUAGAGGCUGAAAUUGAAGCUGAAAUUGAGGCAAUUAGAUCCCGAGAUCCUAAUGCUCACGUUGUUCCGACUCAUGCCGGUUGGUUUUCUUGGACAAAGGUUCAUCCUUUGGAGAAGCGAACAAUGCCGUCGUUCUUCAGUGGGAAGUCAGAAAGUAGGACUUCAGAAAUAUACAUGGAGAUACGGAAUUGGAUCAUGAAAAAGUAUCACGCUGACCCCAACAUUCAAAUUGAGUUGAGUGAUUUGUCUGAGCUCUCAUCAGGAGAUUUGGAUGCAAAGCAGGAAGUGAUGGAGUUUUUGGAUUACUGGGGUUUAAUUAAUUACCACCCGUUCCCUCAAACUAAUUCAGAUAUUAGAGUUGAUAUUGAUGCAGACGAGUCAGCAAAGACAGAUUCUUUGGUUGAUAAGUUGUUUCGAUUUGAAUCAGAUGAAACAUGGACCCCGGUUCUUCCGAGGUCUAGUGUAGCUACUCCUAUGUCUUCUGGGUUCUUUCCAGAGUCAGCUAUUGCUGAAGAACUGAUGAAGUCUGAGGGGCCAGCUGUUGAGUACCAUUGUAACUCUUGUUCAGCGGACUGCUCAAGAAAGCGGUAUCAUUGUCAAAAGCAGGCAGAUUUUGACUUGUGUAGCGAAUGCUUCAACAACGGGAAGUUUGGAUCUGGGAUGUUCCCUUCAGAUUUCAUUCUUAUGGAGCCUGCUGAGGCUGGCGGUGCAAGUGGUGGGAAGUGGACAGAUCAGGAGACUCUUCUUCUCCUUGAGGCGUUAGAGCUUUAUAAGGAAAACUGGAAUGAGAUUGCUGAGCAUGUGGCUACAAAGACCAAAGCUCAGUGUAUUCUGCACUUUAUUGAAAUGCCAAUAGAGGAUAUAUUCCUGGAUACUGAUGUUGAAAGUAACAAGUGUGUUAAAGAAAAAGAAGACUCAGUUUUGUCUAAAGAUGAUACAUCAGCCAGUAUUGAUGCCCCAAAAACAAAAGAGAGUAAGGAUGAUGGAAAUGACAAUCAGCUUUCCUCCACAGUGGAAACUUCAAAGCCGGAGAAUGUGAAUGAGCUAAUUCCUCGGGAGGAAGUUGGUGAGAACUGUGCACUCAACGCGUUGAGGGAUGCAUUUACAGCUGUUGGUUCUUAUCCUCCACUUGGAGAACGUGUUUCAUUUGCUGAAGCUGGAAAUCCUGUAAUGGCACUGGCAGCGUUCCUGGUGAAACUGGUAGAAGCUAACAGGGUUACUGCCUCAGUACGCAGCUCUUUGAAAUCCAUUUCUGGCAAUCCAUCUGGUGAGCAGCUAGCCUUAAGGCACUGUUUUGUUUUGGAAGAUCCACCAGAGGGGAAGACAUCACCUGAUUCAGAUAGACCUGCUAAUGGAUCAGUUGAUCCAGAAGAUAAGAAAGAUGAGGAUGAGAAUGUUGAAAUGCAGAAGGAAGAAAAAUUGACAUCAGUUAUCGAUGAGAAUGGCUUGUCAAUUGCACCAAACAAAGAGACCAAAGCUGAAGUGAACAUUGACAAAAAGUGUGAAGAGCAGGAUGGUAAAAACCAUGAAGACAAAAAUGAAAAUGAACUUGGAGAAGCGACGCAUUUGGUCUCUGCGAGUGACGGAAAUCCAGAGAAAUCUGAUACUUCAAAGCAAUCCAGUCAAAUUCCUACUGACAAAGAUGGGGAACCUGCAUCACAUAAAGGGCCAGAUGAUGCAGGGUUGGCAGUGGGAAAGGCACCAAGUACCACAGCAGAAUCAGAUGAUCUAACGUCUAAAUUAGAGCUCCCACCCGGAUUUGAAAAGGAGUCAGUUGAUAGAGCUUUAACAGCCAUGCCUUCUGACUCUCCAGAUACUCCUAAAGAUGAGGACAUGAUGCCUGUUGUGCAAACAAAGGAGCCUGAGCAAUCCGCGAAAUCGAACACUGUAGCUGAAAAUGAUGAAAAUACAGGGGCUGGAGAAGCGAAAGACUCUGUAGAUGGGAGAAAAGAUCCUUUGAAGACCAAAAAUGAUCUGGAUAUCGAUAAGAUCAAACGUGCAGCAGUCACUGCUCUGUCGGCUGCAGCAGUCAAGGCAAAAUGUCUUGCAGAUCAGGAAGAGGACCAAAUUCGGCAGCUUACUACGUCAUUAAUAGAGAAGCAGUUACACAAGCUGGAGAGCAAGUUAACCUUCUUUAGUGACAUGGAUAAUGUGGUUAUGAGGGUCAGAGAACUGCUGGAGAGGUCAAAACAGAGGCUUAUCCAUGAGCGUAAUCAAAUAAUUCAAUCAAGAUAUGCCUCUUCAUCUCGUCCUGUGCCACAACCACUACUUGCUAACAGGCCUGGGAUGGCUGCACCUAGGCCUCUAAAUGCAAUGAGCUCCCAAAGGCUACCGAAUUCAAGACCCAUAAUGGCAGGAAUUCCUACACCAAGCUCUUUUAUGCCUACAACAGUUUCAGGAAAUUCAAUGCAGCCCUCAAAGUAGCUUAAGCUUAUUCAGUUAGAACCAAGUAAUAUUUUCUCAAGUGCAUGUGGUUGAACUCAUCUAGAAAACAAAAGAGCAAAGAAUCGGUCUUCGAGUACCUUUCGUCAUGAUGAGUAUGUGUUUACCCUUUCAUCAUUGUUGUCCUCAUUACCUUAAACUUGCUAAUCUGCAGAAGUUAAAAGUUCUCUUUGUGUAUCCAAAUUCCAGCUGAAAGGAUUGGUUUAGAUAAUAGAUUUUGUUCUAUAUGAGAAGGAAUCUGAGGACUGAUAGCUAGAAUUCUGAGAACGUGUAAGUUAAAUAUUCAAGAUAUGGGACCUUGGAAAGAGCGGGGCAAUAGGUUGGUAAUGGUUCUCAGUUAUGAAAGAAUAGCUUGUUUUUGCAUCCUCUAAAGCUUAAAGUUCUUCUUUGUUUC
Molecule: messenger RNA, 3372 nt
Organism: Nicotiana attenuata
Lineage: Eukaryota; Viridiplantae; Streptophyta; Magnoliopsida; Solanales; Solanaceae
Product: SWI/SNF complex subunit SWI3D
Exons: 7
Coding region: 111-2960 (949 amino acids)
Molecular function (GO): zinc ion binding; protein binding
Source: RefSeq, a predicted model, not a curated record